Entelurus aequoreus (snake pipefish) is the source of this 3326-nucleotide messenger RNA. RefSeq names its product immunoresponsive gene 1, like (gene irg1l). Gene Ontology annotation, molecular function: lyase activity. The record is from RefSeq and is a predicted model, not a curated record. The coding region runs from base 549 to 2039 and encodes 496 amino acids. The transcript has 9 exons. Lineage: Eukaryota; Metazoa; Chordata; Actinopteri; Syngnathiformes; Syngnathidae.
GUUUGUUUCCAUGUAUAACUUUCUCGGACUUUCUAGGACGUGUUUUCACUUUUAUGCCACUUAUUUUCCUGUCUCAUUUUGUCCACCAAACUUUUAACGUUGUGCGUGAAUACACAAAGUGAGGUGGAAAACCUGUGGUAUACCUAAUCUGAGGAGCCAAUCCCCUUUGCUGACGAUGCAGCUGAUACCUCCAGGAUACACAUUCCGCAUGAACUCCCAAAGCAGAGGGCUGAAGGGAGGUUUGGCUUCUACCAGCUGCUUCACACUGGAGAUGCAAAUACAAAUGGGCUUCUCUGCUGGUCUGUCCUAAAAGCCUGCGGAUUCUUGCAAGAUGCGGCCAAAGCGUACACUGUGUCUGUGGGAAUACCGCAUACUCCGCCCUUUUCCAGAAUGGCGGCGAUUUUUAGAAGCCCAGAGUCAUUGUUCCAUCGUCAUGACUAUAUAAGGCUGAUCCCCGCUCCACUUGAGCAGCAUCAGCAUCCUUCUUAAUUUGUUGACGACAAAGCAACAGCGUCAAGAACUGAAGACACUUGGACCAGAUAGAAGCCAUGAGCUCCGUUCUACAGAAAGCUGCCAGACCAAUGUGGAUUAUCCGAGGACUGCACAAGUCCACAGUGGAAGUCUUGAAGCACCCGGCUCCUGAGGACACAGUCACGGCCAGUUUUGGAAAGUUCAUCAGUGAAGUGAAGCCUCAGCACUUGUCCUCCGUGGUCCUCUCCCGCAGUAAGAGGAUGGUGCUGGACAGUAUUGGAGUCGGUCUCCUGGGCAGCACAACAGAAGUGUUUCAACUGGCACUGCAUCACUGCCAGCUCGUGUACGCCAAUCAUGACGUCAGCUCCGUCUACGGUCGCAGAGGCACCAAGCUCUCGCCGACACUGGCGGCUUUUGUCAACGGAGUGGCGACUCACUCCAUGGACUUUGAUGAUACAUGGCACCCUGCCACUCAUCCUUCAGGAGCGGUGCUUCCCGCUGUGCUGGCUCUCAGCGAAAUGAUGCCCGCCAACAGCAAACCCAGUGGCCUGGACUUCCUGCUGGCUUUCAAUGUCGGCGUUGAGAUCCAGGGCCGUCUGAUGAGGUUCUCUAAUGAGGCCCAUAACAUCCCCAAGAGAUUUCACCCUCCCAGUGUGGUGGGCACCAUGGGAAGUGCAGCAGCCUGUGCUUGCCUCUUGUUGCUGAAUCCAUCCCAGUGCAGCCACGCCUUAGCCAUCGCUGCUUCUCUAUCAGGGGCCCCGAUGGCCAACGCUGCCACGCAGUCCAAACCCAUCCACAUCGGCAAUGCCUCCCGUUUGGGGAUGGAGGCUGCUCUGCUGGCCUCUCAGGGGCUUGAGGCGAGUCAGCUAGUCCUGGAUGCUGUCGAAGGGGUCGCCGGUUUCAACGCUUUCUACAAAGACUACGCGCCGCAGCAUCUGGAGUCACCGAGUGACAAUGGCGGCCACGAGUUCUUGCUAGAAGAGCAGGAUAUGGCUUUCAAGCGCUUCCCCGCACAUCUGGGAAUGCACUGGGUGGCGGAUGCUGCGGCCUCGGUUCACAAGCAUCUUGUGGGUUUAGGUCCGGGCACUGUGUCUCCGAGUCAGAUUCAGGACAUCCUGCUGCGGGUACCCCUGUCGAAAUACAUCGACAGGCCUUUUCCAGAGUCGGACCACCAGGCCCGCCAUUCUUUCCAGUUCAACGCUUGUAGCGCCCUCCUGGACGGUGAGGUGGCCGUGGAGUCCUUCACCCCUACCGCCAUGACGCGUCCUGAGCUCCUCCAGCUGCUUGGUCGUGUCCGCGUGGAGCACCCCCACGACAACCCAGCUAAUUUCAACCAGAUGUAUGGCGAGGUCCAGGUGGCGCUUGUCGGGGGGGACAUCCUGAAGGGGCGCUGCGACAGCUUUUACGGUCACUGGCGCAAACCGCUGACCCAAGAGAGCCUGAGAAAGAAGUUCAGGAACAACGCCGGGGCCGUGCUUCCCUCGGAUAGAGUUGAAAGGCUGAUUGAGAUAGUGGACGAGUUGGACACGAACAGAGACUGCUCCCCUCUUCUCUCGCAACUGCAGUGACAAUACAAAGUUACAAAUAAAGUAAUACAUCACAACAUACAGCAGGCAAAAUGACUUAGGGAGGAGAAGUGAGAAUGUUCCAAUAUCAACGCUGCAAGAAAAUCUUGAAAUACUUUAUAUUUCCACAACAGUGGUCACGUCCGGAACCAAUUAAUUGCGAUAAACGAGGGAUUACCGUAUUAAGGUGUGAUGCAAGCUUAUUUAGUGACAAUGAUGUGACCACUAAUAUGUCACUGGCGUCAAAGCUGAGAUAAAAAGAGCAGUUUCAAAUUUGAAUAAUGAACAAUGUGCACAGUAAAGUGUCGUCGUCGACUAUUUGAGGUUAUUUGUAGUUACUUUUGAGAGACAGUAGUUUAAAUACAUUUUUACAAAUAUCUAUAUUUUGGACAAGUUUUAAAACAAAAAGAACCCAGACAUAUUGACUACAACACCAGCUAUGAUGAAACGGUGAUCAUUUAGGCUUAUGAUUUUUUUUUUGAAGUGUUACUGGACGUUACUCCGCUGGUUUAUUAUCAGUAAAGUUAUGGUAGAAAGAUAUUGCUGUGUAUAUUUAGUUACAUUAGAGCAGGGGUCGGCAACCCAAAAUGUUGAAAGAGCCAUAUUGGACCAAAAAUACAAAAACAAAUCUGUCUGGAGCCGCAAAAAAUUAAAAGCCAUAUUACAUGUGUCAUGAGAUAUAAAUGUAAUUAAGAGGACUUAAAGGAAACUAAAUGACCUCAAAUAUAGCUACAAAUGAGGCAUAUGCAAUAUGUACAUAUAGCUAGCCUAAAUAGCAUGUUAGCAUCGAUUAGCUUGCAGUCACGCAGUGACCAAAUAUGUCUGAUUAGCACUCCACACAAGUCAAUAACAUCAACAAAACUCACCUUUGUGCACUCAUGCCCAACGUUAAAAGUGUGGUGGACAAAAUUAGAUAGAAAAAGUGGCAUAAAACACGUCCUAGAAAGUCGGAGAAAGUUAUACAUGGAAACAAACUAUACGGCGAGUUCAAGGACCGCCAAAAUUAGUAGGACAAAACGGCGCUCGCCAAAUACUCGAAUCAGUGAAGCAUGUUUAAUAUAAACAGUGUGAUUUAUAACAAUUAGCGAGGUUUAUGUCAUGUUUGUCCUCCCACAGAAAACAUUCUGAAACAAAAAAAUUGAUUUUUUUCCCCCUCAUCUUUUUCCAUUCUUCAUACAUUUUUGAAAAAUCUCCAGAGAGCCACUAGGGCGGCGCUAAAGAGCCGCAUGCGGCUCUAGAGCCGCGGGUUGCCGACCCCCGCAUUAGAGGAAACCAAAAAGGCUUGGAUAA